AUGUCAGGUUCCGCAGGAAGUAACGGCUCGGUUGACCAUGCAGCAAAUAAAGAAGUACAGUCAGGGACGGUAAAGCAGACAGACCAUAUAUGCCGUGUACUACACCGGUCGACUUCUCACCCGAGCGUCUGUUUAUCCCUUGGAAGCUUCCAGCUGUCAAUGUAUUUGCUAACCGCAGAAGAAAAUGAUCGCAUCUCGUACCAUAAGUGUGACUUGAGUGAUGAGCAAGAAAUCGCAGCUGUUUGCGGGAAAAUCAGAUCCGAAUUCGGCCAUCCCACAGUCCUAGUCAACAAUGCUGGUCUGUCGCGUGGGCGGACUAUCGUCGAGGGCACAUACAGCGACAACAACAUAACGCUAAAAACUAAUCUCCUGGCACCGUUCCUCCUCUCACGGGAAUUCCUCCCGACGAUGAUCUGCCGAAAUCACGGGCAUAUUUUCAACAUCGCCUCGAUGAGCGCCUAUAUUCCAGCGCCUGGGCUUGCAGAUUAUGCUGCGUCAAAAGCUGGGUUGAUUGCGUUCCAUGAGUGCCUUUCCCAAGAGCUUCGGGUCCAGAAUAGGCCAAAGGUUCGCACCUCUCUUGCAGUGCUGGGCUUCACAAAAACGCCACUAUUUAAAGGAGAGACAAAUCAGUCGCAGUUCCUGAUGCCAGUUUUGCAUGUUGACACCGUUGUGGACGCGAUUGUGGAUACACUUGACAGUGGGCUAAGUCAGACAAUCUUCCUCCCUGGAAUAUUUGGCCUUUUUGCAGGAUUAGUGAGUUCCCUCUUUUUUGAGGCAGGAUUACCGUUAACGGACUUCCAGCGAGGAGCACCUGACUGGUUUCAGAAUCUAGUACGGAGUGGCACCAAAUCGCUGAAAGUCGAUUUUAAAGGUCGACAGGAAAUUGAUCCUGAGACGGGGAGACUUGUGAGAUGA
Molecule: messenger RNA, 915 nt
Organism: Aspergillus fischeri NRRL 181
Lineage: Eukaryota; Fungi; Ascomycota; Eurotiomycetes; Eurotiales; Aspergillaceae
Product: putative NADP(+)-dependent dehydrogenase
Exons: 4
Coding region: 1-915 (304 amino acids)
Molecular function (GO): oxidoreductase activity, acting on the CH-OH group of donors, NAD or NADP as acceptor
Source: RefSeq, a predicted model, not a curated record